Rotaria sp. Silwood1 is the source of this 1224-nucleotide messenger RNA. Lineage: Eukaryota; Metazoa; Rotifera; Eurotatoria; Philodinida; Philodinidae. The record is from the annotation of a GenBank genome assembly.
AUGGCUACUGUCAUUGCUGCCUGGCCUGAAACUGCUGGGGAUAACGUACCUACGGUGCCAUGUUUAUCAGCUGAUGGGCAUUUACUUGUACUAAGUGCUGGCGCAAGUCGUGUGCGCUAUGGCGUAAGUGUGACUUUUAUAAUGGUCUAUCCUACCGAUGUGAAACGUGUCUUACCAAAAGGAGUUUCAGCACAGCCACUCUCUUCUCGUCUGUUGAGCUUGUGGUGUGUUUUUGAUGAUGGAUCGGUGACAUCCGCAUACAGUUACGAUUCAAACUAUGGUAACGAUCGUGUAUCUCUCCUUGAUUGUUCACUCAGUCCCUUUGCUAGUGACCAAUUAUGGCGAUACAAUCGAACACUAAGAGUGUAUCUUGCUUCGACAACAGACAAAGAUCGAAAUGUACCCAUUCUGAAAGCAUUUAUCACUGUUCCAAUGCUUUCUUUAAUCCCAUCAAAUUCUAGUCAGGAAUUGUUAACAUUAUGUACUUCACCACUACACAAUGGAGCUGAAUAUUUAACUCAAUGGAUAGAAUUCCAUCGACUGGUCGGUUUUCGAAAGUUCGUUGUUUACAAUACAACUGAUAACCAUCAACGUUUGUCAUCUGUUGUCAAUACUAUCAAUCGAAAAUAUUCGAAGCUAGUUGAUGUUGUUCAAUGGAAUUUCUCAUCUCUUGGUCUGACCGACAUUUUGUCGACACGAUACUUUCAGACUGAAGCUUUGCAUGAUUGUCUGAUUCGUUAUGGUGAUCAAUCAGAAUGGUUAGGUAUGUUUGAUCUCGAUGAAUACAUUGUGCCGCUUGAUCCAUAUCAAACUGUGCUUGACUAUUUGCAUGACAACUUUCGUCGACGUAUCAUCGGAUCGAUCAAUUUAUGGAGUCAAUUCUUCUGCACAAAAGAAGCUGAUAGGUACACACUCGAAGAGAAUGACACAAAUCGUUUAGUUAUCGAUCGAUUUAUUCUUCGCACACGUGAUCGUUAUAAAAAAGGACGCGAAAAAUACCUUUAUCGACCACGUUUUGUUCAGUAUUUAUCUAUUCAUCACCAAAUCGUCGGUCUUUCAAAGGAAGAGCCCUCACAAAAUCACAUACUUUUGGCUCAUUAUGCAUCGAUGAAUCGACUCCGAAGCAUGCCAGGUUGUGGUACUGGUCAAUAUGUGACAGACAAGAGCGUUCGAGACAGAUUCGCUAAAAGAGUCAAGGACGCAAUAGAAAAAAUGAGAGUAUAA